Mya arenaria is the source of this 921-nucleotide messenger RNA. RefSeq lists its product as uncharacterized. The coding region runs from base 1 to 921 and encodes 306 amino acids. The transcript has a single exon. Lineage: Eukaryota; Metazoa; Mollusca; Bivalvia; Myida; Myidae. The record is from RefSeq and is a predicted model, not a curated record.
AUGACAACCCGUGCUCCCCGCUAUGAUCAUGAGUUCUCGUAUAUGACAACCCGUGUUCCCCGCUAUGAUCAUGAGUUCUCGUAUAUGACAACCCGUGCUCCCAGCAAUGAUCAUGAGUUCUCGUAUAUAAUAACCCGUGCCCCCCACUAUGAUCAUGAGUUCUCGUAUAUGACAACCCGUGUUCCCCGCUAUGAUAAUGAGUUCUCGUAUAUGACAACCCGUGCCCCCCACUAUGAUCAUGAGUUCUCGUAUAUGACAACCCGUAUUCCCAGCUAUGAUCAUGAGUUCUCGUAUAUGACAACCCGUGCUCCCCGCUAUGAUAAUGAGUUCUCGUAUAUGACAACCCGUAUUCCCAGCUAUGAUCAUGAGUUCUCGUAUAUGACAACCCGUAUUCCCAGCUAUGAUCAUGAGUUGUCGUAUAUGACAACCCGUGCUCCCCGCUAUGAUAAUGAGUUCUCGUAUCUGACAACCCGUAUUCCCAGCUAUGAUCAUGAGCUCUCGUAUAUGACAACCCGCGCUCCCCGCUAUGAUCAUGAGAUAUCGUAUAUGACAACCCGUAUUCCCAGCUAUGAUCAUGAGUUCUCGUAUAUGACAACCCGUAUUCCCAGCUAUGAUCAUGAGUUCUCGUAUAUGACAACCCGCGCUCCCCGCUAUGAUCAUGAGUUCCCGUAUAUGACAACCCGUGCUCCCCGCUAUGACCAUGAGUUAACGUAUAUGAUAACCCGUGUUUCCCGCUAUGAUCAUGAGUUCUCGUAUAUGACAACCCGUGCUCCCCGCUAUGAUCAUGAGUUCUCGUAUAUGACAACCCGUGUUCCCCGCUAUGAUCAUGAGUUCUCGUAUAUGAAAACCCGUGUUCCCCGUUAUGAUCAUGAGUUCUCGUAUAUGACAACCCGUGUUCCCCGUUAUGAUCAUGAGUUCUAG